AUGGGCUGGCUCGACGUCUUCUGCUGCUGGCGCCGUGCCGAUGGUGGUGUGAGUGACACCGAGACUGAGGUCCUGGUUGCGCCGGCACGUGCGCGCGCGCGUGGCACGUCUGUGACGAGCCAGGACGGAUAUGGAACCAUGACAAUGAGCGUGGCAGCGCCGAGCCGCGUAACCCACGCUCAGAAGGAGCGCAUGGCGGAAAUCAGCCGCGCUGCUGGGAGCCACAUGCGCCCGAUCAGCGGGUACACUGGCCGCUCGGUCUCUCCUCUCUCAGAUUCGGCCACAUCUUCACGCACACCCUCUCCCUCACCACCACGUCCCGAAUCUUCUCCUCCCGGCGGUAUGAUUUCCCCAGCACACUCGGCGACAUCACGUCGUUCCCGCGCGUCCUCGAGCCGACACAGCUUUGGCUCGCGGCCACGCGUAGUCUCGGCCCCCGACGAGGUUGUGCACAAGUCGAUCUUUGACGGUGUUGCACCUCCUCCGAGCCGCUCGCAACCGACUUCACGACGAUCAAGCGGAAGCUCGAAGAAGAAGCGGCGACGCGUUACCGGCCCCAAGCCAUAA
Molecule: messenger RNA, 567 nt
Organism: Cutaneotrichosporon cavernicola
Lineage: Eukaryota; Fungi; Basidiomycota; Tremellomycetes; Trichosporonales; Trichosporonaceae
Exons: 3
Coding region: 1-567 (188 amino acids)
Source: RefSeq, a predicted model, not a curated record